This is a messenger RNA of Scatophagus argus, 4232 nucleotides long. RefSeq names its product cysteine-serine-rich nuclear protein 2 (gene csrnp2). Gene Ontology annotation, cellular component: nucleus. The transcript is spliced from 5 exons. Gene Ontology annotation, molecular function: sequence-specific DNA binding; DNA-binding transcription factor activity, RNA polymerase II-specific. The record is from RefSeq and is a predicted model, not a curated record. Gene Ontology annotation, biological process: regulation of transcription by RNA polymerase II. Bases 745 to 2427 code for a protein of 560 amino acids. Lineage: Eukaryota; Metazoa; Chordata; Actinopteri; Scatophagidae.
UUCCUCCAUUGUUACAUUGUAACAAACGGGGCCGGGGCGAACCGGGAGAGAAAGGCCGUCUUCUCGGUUGAAUACUUGCAAACAUUUUUAAAAAGCCAUCGGGGCCAUAACAGGGCGAUCCGCGUUAAUGCGAGAAGACAGCGAAGUAAGACGCAGCCCGACCGAACCCGCCCCGGUGAGGGGGGAAAAAGGAUAAGCUGACACAGAUGUCAGCGGAUUUCUCCAUCGCAAGCAUUUCAGCGCUUACGGCAGGAAGAUCGGACCUUUCGCCUGUUUACAUUAUUCACGUUGCACCGCAAAAAAUGCUGGGGAACAAAUCGCACACGUCCCACUUCCUGCCAUCCGUCCUUUAAAUAGACAGGCAUGCAGCGUUUCGGUACAACCCGCAGGUCCAACAGACAGCUGCUGCUGCUGCUGCUGCUUUCUUCGUGAUCUUUUUCACUGUGCAGAACAAUGAACAUGGAGCCCAAGUAGCCUCGCACAGUCGGCUAGAAGCGUUUCCAAACUGACAGUCACGCAAGCUCUCAGCCUCGGCUCACCGUCGCUCCGCCGUUUGCCGGUCUGGAUACUCGGUUCGGGGAUAUUCGGUUUUGGCACACACACAAAACACACAUAAACACACAAAGCAUUUCAUAGGGAGGAGGGCGUUGAAAGAUUAAUGUGCUGCUCACAUUUGAAACGGGAAACGACCUACGAGCUGGUUGGAACAAGGGUCCCUGUUUCUGUCCCAGACACUGAGUUUCCAUGGAGGCAGGUUCGUCCCUCAGCCUCAAACGACGAUAUGAAGAGGUGGACCACAGCUCUCCAUUCUCCACACCUAAAGACUCGGACGAUGACAUCUCCAGCAGCGACAGCGCCGACAGCUGCGACAGCCUCAACCCUCCAUCCAGCACUGCAUUUACCCCCACCUCCAUCCUCAGACAGCACAAGCCGUCACCGGGGGGAAAGAGGGUCCGUUUUGAUGUCGUGACGGUGUAUUACUUCCCCCGGCGGCAGGGAUUCACCAGCGUGCCCAGCCAGGGGGGCAGCUCCCUGGGCAUGGCCCGGCACCACUCCUCCAUCAGACAUUACACACUGGGCGAGUUCGCCCGCGAGCAGGAAACGAGCCACCGACACACCUUACGCCAGCACCUGCGCCAAGAGAAGCUCAACGCUCGCAAGAUGAAGCUGACGAGGAACGGCACGGUGGAGUGCGCUCAGGCAGACCUGCUCACUCUGGAUGACGUAUCGGACGAGGACCUCGACGUGGACGGGGUGGAGGUGGACGACUGUUUCUUCCUUCAGCCGCUGCCCACAAAGCGCCGCCGAGCCCUCCUGCGAGCCUCUGGCAUCGCCCGCAUAGACGCGCGGGAGAAAGCGGAGCUCAGAACCAUCCGCCUGUCGCGGGAGGAGUGCGGCUGCGACUGCCGCCUGUACUGUGACCCUCGGCACUGUGGCUGCAGCCAGGCUGGCAUCAAGUGCCAGGUGGACCGAAUGUCUUUCCCAUGUGGCUGCUCUCGCGAUGGCUGCGGCAACAUGGCGGGCCGCAUCGAGUUCAACCCCCUGCGUGUCAGAACUCAUUACCUGCACACCAUCAUGAAGCUGGACCUGGAGAAGAGGAGGAUGCUGAUACAAGGGGACCAAUAUGCUGAAUCUGACCCGCUGUCCUCCCCGUCCUCCACUUGCCCCACUUCUCCGGACCUGUCGUCAGUCGCCGGUGUGGACUCUGAGCUGGACGAGGGCGCGGUGCAGACGGUGGUGGAGGUUCAGGAUCUCCUGGCGGAGCAGGACAUUCUGGAGCGAGAGAACGAGACGGCUGUGUUGCAUCUGCAGAGUGCAGAGGAGCAGGAAAGGAGGGAGAGGGAGGAGGCGGAAGGGGAGGCGGUGCAGCAGGAGCUGGGUGCCGGAGGUCUCACAGAGCAGCCUCUCUGCCUCAUGCCUGGUGCCUUGGAAGGGGAGCUGCCCGAGCAGGCAGAGGUGCCGGGCGUGGAGCAGGUCCUCCUGCAGGGGCCGUUCCCCACAGGGGCCACGGUGCUAUGCAUCACUGACAACCAGGAGGAGAGCCCCUCUGACCUCCUCAAAGACUCCACUUCUCUGCUCUACUAUCAGCUCAGCCCCAUAGAGCCCGGAGCCUUUGAGAGCCUGCCCAGAGUGGAGGAGGCUGAACAGGAGGAGCGCGUGGUGAGCGAACAAGACUCAGGAGGAGGCGAGUGUGUGGAGAGGAAACAAGAAGGAGAAGAGCAGGCGAAGGAUGAUAAGCCUGAAGAGAUCACCUCCAGGCAGAGUUUGGGCAAGUCCUUGACCAGUGUGGUUCUCUGCUCCGAGGAACGUGUGGAGGCAGAGGAGGGGAGGCCCUCGAGUCCCAAGCAGAGCCUCCCCGACGAGCAGUGCCAACAACAGGGCUCCUGUCGGGAUGGGGAAGUAGGGCCACUGCCUCCUGAAGUUUAAUUCUAGAUUCUCUGCAGAUAUUUUGCACAACAGCUUCAUCUAAGAUGAAAAAAUUACACACUUUCACAUUUAUUACUGCUAUCAUCAAGUAUGAUUACAGGUUGCAGUCUCUUGUAGUGACUGUCAUUGAACUUUGUGGAGAAUGAGCUUGAGUAGUACAUGAGGAAGAGGGAGGUGCUGCAAGCACAUACACAUCACUCCCCAGAGGUAAUAUGGAUGCAGUUACAAGGCAACAUUGUACGUAAUUCUGUAGGGGGUGAUGAAUGCGGCCUUAAUGGAAAAACAUUAAAAAAAAGGAACACUUGUGUGUAGGAGUCGUUUUUGGAUGAGAAAAUACAACAAGUAGUGCUUUGUUAAAUUCCAACGCAGCAAAUAGAAAACACAACGCGUGAAUGCUGACAUAAGCCUUUCGUGUGGCGAUGUACUAAACUAUCAACACUUAACACAAAUUGUUUCACAGCGUGCAACAAGCUGGUGUGUUUAGAUACUGCCUGCCUCUCUUUCUGUUACAGCAAACGUGCUGUAGGCAAGCAAGCCAAAUGAAGGCCCCGUGAUAGUCUGAAAAUAGCUGACAAUAGACCUAAUAAUCCUGGAAAUACUUGUUUUUGUGUACUGUAUAUGCAUUUUGCAGAGUGCACGACAGAGCUGUGGUUGCUGCUUUUUCUUUGGAUCUGUAUGCACAUUGUGAGCUGAGGGCAGUGAACGUCGUGGCUCUGCUGUUAUGAAGGUAAACCAACACUGAGCAGCAGGUCAGCACUGGGCUUAGUUGCGGGGUUUUGCUCACCUUGGGCUGCUCGCCAAAUGCAGUCGAUUUGUCAGCAAAAACCUAGUUUACCUGUAGUAACGAUGCCUAUGAUAUUACUUAUUAUUUCACUGAGUGAUGUGUCUUUUGUGGAUUAGAUACUGUUGGUUUGAAGUCCUUGCAGUCUUUGUUUUUCCCAUAAAAGGACGUGUUAUUUCUUUCCUACUGCUACACUGUAACGCCAUGUAGUCAGUCAGCUGUGUCAUGUUGUCAUGAAAUGCCAGGACUGAUCCACCCAGUCUUCUUCUCCUCUUCGGGAAGAUGAUGAUUCUGGAUCACAUUUCAUAUGAAGAAAAAAGCAUUUAAAGAGUCAAAGAAAAUCACAGCGUGUGCUGUUGGAAGUAGCUGUACAAAACGAUGUGAUGUUACUAAUUUAUGAAGCAGAUUGACCACAACCUGAAUUUGUAUAUUUUACGUUCAAUCUGUACAAUAUAUGUGUGUGUGUGUGUGUGUGUGUGUGUGUGUGUGUGUGUGCGUGCGAACUUCACAUUUGUGUGUGUAUGUGUGAGAGAAAGUUGUGCAUGCAUGUGUGUCUGUUAACUGUUUUAUGAGAAGGGAGGGAGGGGGAGUAUAUUAGCGAGGAAGCAUAUUUUAUUCCUGAAAGGUGCUGAUGUUCUAGAUUUACAAUUCACUGAAUUUUCUCCCAGCCGUCAUGAGAAAUGUGAUUUCAUGGAGAUGUUUCUUGACGGCUGAUAAGUAAGAAGUGUUGGAGAGCCUCUCGUAGGAACGCAAUAGCUACUGCACUGCAAAUCAUUAACGUGGCGAUUCUCGAAUGGCACGUCUUGUCAUUGAGUGUGUAAAUGCAAUCGUAAAACAUUUCUGGUCUUUAAAUGUCUUUUCUAAGCUUUGUCUGAUUAUUACUGAUCUGCGCAAGUGUGCCGACUCUUCUUACACAAAAUCAGUCCUUUGUUCUGUUGCCCAAAAUUACAGCUGUUGCUUUCGGUAACACAGGACGUGCUGCUGUGUAUGAGAUGUCUGAUAUAUUUCUUUGCCUUUUUUUUUU